UCAGCUGAAUGACCCUGAACGUUUCCUCCUGGGAGAGAGAUGGAGAAUAGCUUUCAAGCACUUUCACCCUCAUCCCUAUGUCCCACCACCUUUGGAGGGUCCUUGUCUUUCUCCUCCUCGCCGCUGCAGACCACUUCCAGCGGCCGUAUUUCGCUCCCACUUUCACCCAUUUCUUUCCCCCCGUCCCCCAUCUCACUUUCUCCAGCGACAGCAGAGUCCAUCUUCUCCUCCUCCCCUUUCUCACAGUGCACAGCGUCUCAGUGCCUCGAACUACAAAACACAGAGGGCCUCAGCCCUACAAACAUAUGUGACCAGGAUGACCUGACCUGCCUCAGCUGGCUGCAUCAGAGAGGCAACCUGCUGCCACUGCAGCCCCUUCCCAAAAUGACACCACUGCCUCAGCUAGAAGCCUCCACACCUACCCAUCCUCCUCCUGCCUCGUCCAAGCCACCAUACUCCUUCAGUAGUCUGAUUUUCAUGGCAAUAGAAGACUCGCCAGACAAGAGACUUCCAGUUAAAGACAUCUACGAAUGGAUUGUAAACAAGUUCCCCUACUACAGGACAGCCACUGGAGGCUGGAGGAACUCUGUUAGACACAACCUGUCGCUGAGCAAGAGCUUCUGUCGCAUUCAGAGGGACAAGAGCCAGUCCGUGGGGAAGGGAUCGCUGUGGUGUGUUUGUCCUGAGUAUCGGCCGGCGCUCCUCGAGGUGCUUAGGAAGACCCACAGUUAUCACAGCACUAACAGCAAUCUGCUAAACAAGCCUGCACUGUUGGAAGGAGCCGACUAUGUGGUGCCUGCAGUCUGUGACAAUAUUGAAAUCUCAGAUACUCUGUGUCACACGCUCCUCCUCUCCAUGGCCUCACCCGAAACCCUGACCACUGAUGAUCCAAAUUUUGGUGAAAACCCAUCGUGCCCUUUAACACCGGAUCACGAGGAGCUUGUCACCAUGGAGUCGAUUGAAUACCAGCAUGAGGAGAUCUGCGAGGAGAUGGAAAAGGACCCCCUGUCCGACAGCGGCUACAUCGAGUUACACUACUACCAGUCUCAACAGUUCCAGUACCUGGUGCUGCCUGGUGACACCGAGCUGGACCUGGAGACAGUGGAGAUCCUUCAGCUGGAUGCAGAGGCCCAGGAGGCCGCUGGCUCACUGCUGGACCUGGCUGGUGGUGUAUAUUAAUUCUAUAUCCCAAGUCACGGUCACAACCGAUGCAAUGCUUCAAUCCUCUGUAAGCAAAUACUCCAGCAGGGCAACAUAAAUGGGAUUUAUGUUUGUUCAGAUAUGAUGUUUUGUGAAUUGGCUGCUUCUUCCUGAGACACCAACACUGCCCUAUGUGUAUUUUUGUGUAGUUAAAUAACACCAUAGAUCAACUUCACUGAUGGACUAACAAAACUGUGGAUGGCAUUACAUGUAUCCAGACACUUUCAGUGCAGAAGCUGACUUUACUAUCGUACAUGCCAUACAUUGACCACUCUCAACUCAAGACUUGAGAGCUCAAUGUUAAAAUGAAAUAUACAGUAUGGACAAAAUGAUAUAGAUUUGAAAACUGAAAGGAAAGUAUUAAUAGUGUAUGGUCUUCAACACUCUCUUUAUGGUUUCCACUGUGAUUUUUUAACAAAUAAAGUUCAUUCUCAGGGGUGGAAGUAGUUCUUAGUUCAAACUAGUGUAUAAGUUGUGUAUCUUGAUUCAGGUAUUUCUAAAAAAUGAUGUAUACAGAAGAAAAGUACUAGAGUAGCUCUUUUGAUGGAAAACUGACCAGCACACAAACUCACUUAAUGUCUUCCCAACUAGUGCUUCUCAGUUUCUUCCAGGUGGGAACCUUCAUUUAUUUAUAAAAAUGAUUUAAGCACUAUUCAGAUACACUGCUUUACUUUUUAAUUGUAAUCCUUAUUAAUUCCUUUACACCCUUUGUCGUUCCUCCGAGCAUGUUCUCUAAUGUUGAUUUUAUGUACAUUGUGUUAUUUUACUAAUUCCCACUCCCAGAAUGUCUUUUAGGUGAAUGUGAACUUAAAAACCUGGAAAUGAAUUUGUAAGCUAAGCUACCCUGUGUUCAAUCAGGAAGUUGAUUGGACCCUUUAAUUAAAAUGCAAGAUGAACUCACUGCCAUGUGAACAACGUUACAUUUCAAGAUAGACUGCAUUUCUGUUUGUUAAUGUAUUUUUUUGAAAAGAUCAGGAUUUUGUAAUCUAACAAAUAAAUACUGCCAUGCUGUUCUUGUGUAAGAAAUCUGCCUGUUUCUGUGUUCAGGCAAAACAAGUGUAUAUUUGGUAACACAACAGUAGAAUACCACAAUGGAUGGAUUACUGAACGUAUCAGGUGGAGCACAGGUGAGCAGGUUUUAGGGCCAGAGCCUGUGUUUUUCUAAAUUUUGUGUUUUAAAUACUCACAAAAGGAAGUGACUACAAAGAUUUACGUAAUAACCACAGAGAGAUGCAAAAUGACGAGGCACAUAAAGCUGGCAAAAAGAUCAGGGGCACUAGAGAGCAAGCAAUGGAGUAAAACGUGUAUCGCUGAGCUCCUGCUCGCCCUUUGCUCAACAAUGGAAGCAAGGUUUUUUGUCAGUCUUUACUACACAGAGACAGUAAGAUAUUUACAUCAAAUGAAAGUGAUGUGCUUUUUUGUGCACUGUAAUUGCCACAUGGUUCAGGUUCAAGCUGAAAUGUCCACUACAGGAAGUAACGAUGAUACAGCGUAUUCUGCCCCUUCCACUGAGGCGACAGCAUUUGUGCAGUGUGUGCGUGCAUGUUGUUUUUUACGUUUGAAGAAGGUGUCCCAGUUAUUGUAAUUGUGUUGGAUUUGGCUGCAACGCUGUUUUCCCCCUGAGACUCCAGAAGUGAUUUGUGGAUUCAAAAACUUCACCAAUCUCCCAUCGCAUAGCGGUGAGUAGAUGAGUGAAUUUUUAUCUUUGGGUGGACUAUCUUGACUUUUGGACUUUUUUUAUGAGUCUUGUGACUGUUUUUAUUAAUUAAUUUAUAAUGUGUUGUUUUGUUGUUGCGUGUGUUUGAUGGUUUGUGGCGGAUUUUGCAUGUUUCUUGCUCUCAGGCCUCUUUUGGAAAAUAGAUAUUGAUCUCAAUGUGAC
This is a messenger RNA of Platichthys flesus (European flounder), 3079 nucleotides long. RefSeq names its product forkhead box protein N2. Gene Ontology annotation, biological process: regulation of DNA-templated transcription. Lineage: Eukaryota; Metazoa; Chordata; Actinopteri; Pleuronectiformes; Pleuronectidae. The coding region runs from base 40 to 1179 and encodes 379 amino acids. The record is from RefSeq and is a predicted model, not a curated record. Gene Ontology annotation, molecular function: DNA-binding transcription factor activity; cis-regulatory region sequence-specific DNA binding. The transcript has 4 exons. Gene Ontology annotation, cellular component: nucleus.